GUGGAAUACCUUGCUUCAUGGGUAGUCGAAAUGGCCAUGCUCCCAUAUUCCUUUGAGAAAGAAGUGCAGAAAUGCUUGCGGAAUGCACACUACUUCAAAGACCGCCUUAUCGAGGCUGGGAUUGGUGCAAUGCUUAAUGAGCUUAGCAGCACGGUUGUAUUUGAGCGACCACAUGAUGAAGAAUUUAUACGCAAGUGGCAGUUAGCAUGCAAGGGGAACAUCGCUCAUGUGGUGGUGAUGCCAAACGUCACUAUUGAGAAGCUUGAUGAUUUUCUAAACGAGCUUGUGCAGAAGCGUGCUACCUGGUUUGAAUAUGGUACAUUUCAACCGUAUUGCAUAGCAUCAGAUGUAGGUGAAAACAGUUGCCUAGCCUAUGUGCUCAUCAUAAGUAAUUGGAGCAUCUAAUUGAACCUAGAGUUU
Molecule: messenger RNA, 420 nt
Organism: Medicago truncatula (barrel medic)
Lineage: Eukaryota; Viridiplantae; Streptophyta; Magnoliopsida; Fabales; Fabaceae
Product: serine decarboxylase 1
Exons: 1
Coding region: 31-405 (124 amino acids)
Source: RefSeq, a predicted model, not a curated record